UAUCCAGUAGCAUGUUUUGCCUGUAUAGUGUGAUUAGUUUACUGUUAUAAUGGAAUCGAACAAAUCAAUUAGGGAAGAAAAAUCACAAUUCACAUUUCAGAAAACAUUACUGAUUGUCCUUAUAUCCGCAACUGUUGUUGAACUGAUAACCUUGUUGGCAUUGGCCGGUCACUGGCGACAAUUAAGGUCGGAUAAAAUGGCUCCAAAGAAAUCCAUCAUGUGCCACCCGUUGCGGAAACUUAUCAUAGAAUCUGGUGAAAAAGAAAGUCAUCAGUGUCCAGACGGAUUUAAGGAAAAGGUCAACGAAACAGAAGAAACAAAAUUAUGUUGUGGAGCUAUGAGCAUUAUCCUCAAUAAAGUUUCCGCCAAGAUUGUUAACGACAAGUAUGAUGAAGAUGCUUUUCCUGGUUAG
Molecule: messenger RNA, 412 nt
Organism: Ruditapes philippinarum (Manila clam)
Lineage: Eukaryota; Metazoa; Mollusca; Bivalvia; Venerida; Veneridae
Exons: 3
Coding region: 50-412 (120 amino acids)
Source: RefSeq, a predicted model, not a curated record